This is a messenger RNA of Colletotrichum orchidophilum, 1056 nucleotides long. Its product is annotated as zinc-binding dehydrogenase. NCBI's taxonomy places the organism in Eukaryota, Fungi, Ascomycota, Sordariomycetes, Glomerellales, Glomerellaceae. The transcript has a single exon. Bases 1 to 1056 code for a protein of 351 amino acids. Gene Ontology annotation, cellular component: mitochondrion. Gene Ontology annotation, molecular function: oxidoreductase activity. The record is from RefSeq and is a predicted model, not a curated record.
AUGGCCCAACAACCGCCCACCGAGAUGCGCCGCUGGCAAAUUCCCGCCCCAGGCUCCUUCAUCAAGGACCUCACUCUCACAACCGUCCCGACCCCCUCCGCCACCACCCUCACGCCAACCCAGGUCCUCGUCCAAGUCGUCGCCGCGGGCAUCAACCCAGCAGACUACAAGCUUCCGGACCUCGGCCUCGUCGCAAAAGCAAUGGUCUCCUUCCCCCGCUGCCCCGGCAUGGACUUCUCCGGCCGCGCCGUCGCCGUCGGCUCCGAAAUCACAGACAUUGCCCCCGGCGACCUCGUCGUCGGCCGCGUCAACCCCCUCGGCACCCAUGGCUCGCUGAGUGAGUACCUCGUCGCCGACCGCGACGGCAUCGCCGCCUUUCCCCACGACCCCGCGGCGGCGGCAGCAGCAGCAGAGAGCCUGGAACAGGCCGGCGCCGUGGGCACCGCUGCCCUGACGGCCUACCAGACCAUUGCGCCCUACGUAAAGGCCGGCGAUCACGUCUUUAUCAACGGCGGCUCCGGCGGCACGGGCACCUUUGGCAUCCAAAUCGCCAAAGCCCUCGGCUGCGCCGUGACCGUCUCCUGCUCCACCGCCAAGGAAGCCCUCUGCAAAUCCCUCGGCGCCGACGAAAUCAUUGACUACAAGACGUCCGACGUCGUCUCGGUGCUGCGCAGCAAGGGCAAAGUCUUUUCCGUGGUGGUGGACAAUGUCGGAAACUCGCCCCCGAACCUGUACAAGGCCUCUGACGACUUUUUGCUCGCGGGUGGGCACUUCAAGUUUGUCGGCGGCGCCGUGUCGCUUGCGCAGGUGAGCAGCCUGGUCCCGAGCCUGUUCCUCCCGGGCUUCCUCGGCGGCGCGAAGCACAAGUUUGAGACGUUCAUGACCAAGAACGUGCACGCGGAUCUGGCGCAGAUUGCGGCGUGGAUGGCGGAGGGCAAGGUGCGGACUGUGGUUGAUUCGACGUACGAGUUUGAGGAUGCUGUCAAGGCGUAUGAGAAGCUCAAGGAGGGGUCGGCGGCGGGCAAGAUUGUGGUGAGGGUUGCGAAGAAGGCCUGA